Tarenaya hassleriana is the source of this 3161-nucleotide messenger RNA. RefSeq names its product WEB family protein At5g16730, chloroplastic-like. NCBI's taxonomy places the organism in Eukaryota, Viridiplantae, Streptophyta, Magnoliopsida, Brassicales, Cleomaceae. The transcript is spliced from 3 exons. Gene Ontology annotation, biological process: reciprocal meiotic recombination. The record is from RefSeq and is a predicted model, not a curated record. Bases 313 to 2895 code for a protein of 860 amino acids.
UUUCGCUUUUUUUUUUUGGGGGGGUGUGGCCACUCUGGAGACAGCCUUACCUGCUUCGAUCAUUCAUUCUUUGCUAGUUCAUCUCUCUCUUCCUUGAUUCGCCGAUUCAAAUUUAUUGCAUCUCUCUUGAUCUGUGACUGCCGUUUUGAAGAAAUCUGCGGAAAUUCGAAGUUCUAAGUCUGACAAUUUUCGAAAUUCAGCAUCGAAUUCACAUUAUUUUCUUUCUUAAAUUUCAUUGUAUUUGAUCCAUUACUGUAACUACAAGAAUCGUUUGCUCCACACUAAGCAGCAGCAGCAGCAGCAGCAGCAGAUAUGGCUUCGCCGAAGACGAAGACGAACAGAGCUGGUUUAUCUGAAACUACACCGAGCAAGUCAUCGUCUCCCGCCACUCCAAGAAUCACUAAACUGAGUAGAGGAGUGGCUAAAUCCGAAGCUAAUGUUCCAUCACCGACUCAAAAUCCUCGGCUUUCAACCGAUCGUGCUUCACAUUCUGCAAGCUCAAAGCCUUCGCCUUCUAGUUCCGAGCGUUCUCCACAUUCUGCCAACUCAAAGCCUUCCACUGAAAGGCGAUCUCCAAAGGUUCUAACCCCAACGGAAAAAACCAGAGCACGUGUAGUGACAGGGUCGGAGUUACAAACCCGAUUGAGUCAGAUUCAGGAAGAGUUAAAGAAAUCAAAUGAGCAGAUUGUAUCUCUGGAGAAGGAGAAAGCUAAAGCACUUGACAAACUCAAAGAAGCACAGAAAGAGGCUGACGAGGCGAUUAAGAAGCUAGACGAGUCUUUGGCAGCUCAGAAGAAAGCUGAGGAGAAUUCUGAAAUUGAGAAAUUUCAGGCCGUCGAUGCGGGCAUUGAGGUGUCCCAGAGAAAUGAAGAGGAAUGGAAGAAAGAGCUCGAGAACAUGAAAAACCAACGUGCUCUGGAUUCUUCUGCUCUUCGCUCGGUCUCUGAGGAGCUUGAGAAUGUCAAGCAAGAUCUGGUUGCUGCCAUUGAUGCCAAAAGUAAAGCCUUGAGCAGAGCAGAUGACGCGAGCAAGAUGGCCGACGCCCAUGCAGAAAAAGUGGAAAUCUUGUCUUCGGAGUUGAUACGGUUGAAAGCUUUACUGGAUUCAACACGAGAAAGGGAAACACUUUCGACCAGUGAAAUUUCCUCAAAACUGAGUUCUGAGAUAGAGGUUUUGAGAGGAGAACUUGAGAAAGCGAGGAGUUUAGAGGCAGAGAUAAAAGAACGAGAGAUGAUUAUUGAGCAGCUCAAUGUGGAGCUUGAAGCUGCAAAGAUGGCAGAAUCUAGUGCACACAGCUCAGUUGAGGAAUGGAAAGUCAAAGCCAAAGAACUGGAGGAACGACUAGACAAAGCUAGCGAACUGGAGAGAUCUGCUUCGGCGUCAUUAGAAUCUGUGUUGAAACAACUUGAAGGAAGUAAUGAUAGAUUGCAUGAAGCUGUAUCUGAAAUUGCAGAUCUUAAGAAGAAAGUCGGAUCAUUGGAGAUUACAGCACAAAGACAAAAAGAAGAUCUUGAGGAAUCUGAGCGCCAUCUAGGCAUUGCCAAGGAAGAAUUCUCUAAGUUCGAAAAAGAGGUGGAGAAACUGAAGAAGGAGCUUGAAACUGUGGAGAAGGAGAAGGAUCUGGCUCUAAAGAGUGAACAAGAUGCUGCUUCAAGUGUUGAAAGGCUCAUGGGAGAGAAGAACAAGCUCAUAUCUGAACUGGAGAGAUCGAAGGAGGAAGAGGAGAAGAGUAAGAAAGCAAUGGAGAGUUUAGCUUCGGCCUUGCAUGAGGUCUCAACUGAGGCAAGGGAGUUAAAAGAGAAGUUGUUGAAUCAGGGGGAUCACGAGUAUGAAACACAGAUUGAAGAUUUGAAAUUGGUGAUUAAGGCUACGAAUGAGAAGUACGAGACCAUGCUUGAUGAGGCGAGACACGAGAUUGAUGUUCUUGUCAGCGCAGUGGAGCAAACCAAGAAACACUUUGAGAGCUCGAAGGGCGAUUGGGAGAUGAAAGAGGCCAAUUUGGUUAAUAAUGUGAAGAAAAUGGAAGAAGAAGUUGCUUCAAUGGGGAAAGAAAUGAAUAGGUUGUCUAAUUUGCUCAAGAGAACCGAGGAAGAAGCCAAUGCAGCAGAGAAGAGAGGAUCCCAGAUGGAAAACCACCUAAAAGAAGCGGAAGAUGAGGUGAUUUAUCUUCAGGAAAAUCUUGCUGAAGCUAAAGCCGAAAGCAUGAAACUAAAGGAGAAUCUUCUGGAUAAAGAAACUGAAUUCCAGGGCAUCGUGCACGAGAAUGAGGAACUGAGAGUGAAGGAGGAAGUUUCUCUGAAGAAGAUCGAGGAGUUGACUAAGUUACUCGAGGAAGCAUUGGCCAAGAAUCAAAGAGAAGAGAACGGAGAGCUCAGUGAGAGUGAGAAGGACUAUGACUUGCUUCCAAAGGUGGUUGAGUUUUCAGAGGAGAAUGGCCAUAGAAGUGGAGAAGACAAGUCUUCUAAGGUAGAUAACCUCGACGAAACUCCACAAGAAGACUUGAGGAAUGGUCUGAAGGAUAAAGAUGCGAAUGGGAAACCCGAGGAAAAGAAAGAAGAUUCAACAGAGGAUGAUUCGGUGGAAGAUGAAUUCAAAAUGUGGGAAAGCUGCCAAAUCGAAAAGAAGGAAGCUUUUCCAGACAAGAAGUCAGAACAAGAGUGCCCAGAAGAAGAAGGAGAAGGGGAAGAAGAUUUAACCAAGAUAGAUGAAAGCGACAAAACCUCCACGGAGAAUAUAGAUGAAACUGGAAAUGCAUUGAGUGCAGAAGAGCAGCAAGACAAGAAGAAGAAGAAGAAGAGCAAGCAGAAGAAGACAUUGUUUGGUAAGGUUGGGAAUCUUCUCAAGAAGAAAGGACCUGUUAACUCGAAAAUAACAGUUCUUGAUUCAGUGAAAUAACUCGAGGUAAGCCAAACACACGCUCUAUACAUACAUAUAUACAUAUGUGUAUAUAUAUGUGUAUGUAUAUCCUUUAUUCGAUUUCAUCAGUAUUAUAACAUUUGAUUGGUUGUGUAAUGUCUUUCCAAAUAGGUUUGUGUAAUGUUGAUGCAGAUUCUUUCCUUCUUUCAAUGUUUCCGUUUCUCUUGUUCUUCCUUCUGAAAAUUUCUUCUUGUAUGUAGACAGACAUAUAGAGAUAUAUACUGAUUGGUAUUUGUGAUUGUUUA